Molecule: messenger RNA, 2340 nt
Organism: Xylona heveae TC161
Lineage: Eukaryota; Fungi; Ascomycota; Xylonomycetes; Xylonales; Xylonaceae
Product: F-box and leucine-rich repeat protein 20
Exons: 6
Coding region: 169-1983 (604 amino acids)
Biological process (GO): SCF-dependent proteasomal ubiquitin-dependent protein catabolic process
Cellular component (GO): SCF ubiquitin ligase complex
Source: RefSeq, a predicted model, not a curated record
AGGCAGCAACUAGGCCUCAAUAAUUCACCUGAUCUCAGUUGCUGAAUAGAUCGUCAAUUUUAUUAUCUGUCUCAUCAAAACACCCGGGAGAAUUUCUGCUAUCCAAUAUUGCAGUCAUCACACAUUUCUCACAAUUCUAUGGGCAUCGAAUAGCCAAAGCCGGUCAUCAUGUCUAAUCGACGGGCAACAAAUAACCGCAUCCGCGGGCCUCAGUCUGCUCUUACGGAUUUUUUGGCAUCCAACAACAUCUCCGCUGCUCAGAUUCGAACCGAUUACGAGAGACGUCGCAGGGAGGCACAAUCUCGGAUCAACUCUGAGAGACCUGCAGAAGAUUCGGCAGCAGAAGUUGAAACGCAGCAAACAGCGACGUCCACGGAGAAUUCUGAACAGAGAAAGAAGCGUAAAAGGCAAGAAGAAAAUGCUAUAGCCAAGAUCAAAAAAAACAAGAACAAGAACAACAAAAAUAAACGCCGCCAGCGCUUCGCUGUGGACUCAGAGAGCGAUGAAGAAGACGCUACAUGGGAUUUGUACGCCAAGUCAAAACCAUUGCCAGGGCAACUGGAAAAUUGCGAAAUUUGCAAUAAACGCUUCACUGUUACGGCUUACAGCAAGACAGGUCCCGAUGGAGGGCUACUCUGUGCUAAGUGUUCUAGAGAAUUAGAAGCAGAGGAGAAGAAGGACAAACCCAAGAAAAAAUCUGGCGCUCGUGAAAGGCGAAGACAAGUACAGAGCAGACUUCUUGAUGGCAUUGUUUCGCUCGGAGCGAAAAAUUUGCAAGAACUUUGCGUGGAGAAAGUCGCAGAUAAUAUCAACGACGUCGACGAAUUUGGAGAUCUCCCUCAAACCCUACUAGACAGACUGAGCCAAAUACUGUCAAAGAAACGCGUCAUAACAUCGCGCACCUUGGACUUGUUCCUGCGGCCGGAUUUAGAUAAAGUAGCAAUUUACGACGCUGGCAAACUCGAAUCCCAUGACUUUGUCAAGAUCUUUGCUGUAAUUCCAAACCUACGACAUCUUCUCCUCCUCCACGCAGGGCAGUUUAAGGAUGAAGUGAUGGAAUAUAUGCUCGAACGGCAGGUGCCAAUCAAGAGCCUUCAGCUUGAGGCAGCCAAUCUCAUCUCGAACCGCAUGUGGCACGAGCUGUUUCGACGAGCAGGAGGAUCUCUUGAAGCUCUUAAACUAGCCUGGCUUGAUUCCUCUUUCAAUGACGAAUGCGUUCAAGUCUUGGCUGACAACUGUCCUAAUCUCAAACGACUCAAGCUGAGAAAAUGCUUCCACCUUGAUGAGAACGCAUUGGUCUCGAUUGGAAAGCUAUCAAACCUUGAGCACCUCUCUCUGCAGUUCUCAGGUCAGGUUGAGGGACAGCUUGUGACUGAUCUAGUCAAUUCAGUCGGGCAGAAAUUGUUCACACUAUCGUUGACAAAAUUUGAAAACGCCGACGAUGCAGUACUUGCCGCCAUCCAUGCUAGUUGUCGACAUCUUCGAAAGUUCCGCUUCUCCGAAAAUGACCUCUGCACUGAUGCUGCGUAUGAGCAACUCUUCACUGAUUGGGUCAAUCCGGGCUUGGUGUUUGCGGACUUCUCUAGCACUCGCGAUCUGGACUACUCCAACCCCGAUGGACCAGAUGAGCCAGUUGGACUAGCUUCCAAAGGAUUCGCCGCCCUCAUGAAGCAUUCCGGCAGCAGCCUCGAACGCUUAGAUAUUUCCUCUUGCCGUCAUAUCGCGCAUUCGACCUUUUGCGAAGUCUUUGACGGUAUCAAGAUCUACCCUAAUUUGCGCGAACUGAACCUUUCAUUCAUCCCUCGCGUAGACACUCUAGUUGUUGCAGCAAUAUUCAAGAGCUGUCCUCAGCUGCAGAAGGUCGUUGCCUUCUCCUGCUUUGGAAUCAGGGACGUCAUUGUACCGCCCAAUGUUGCCUUGAUUGGCAUUCCCAAUGCGCAGGAGAAUAUCAUGAUUAAUGCCGAUGCACUGGCCUACUACUAAAAAGACGCACGUCAGCCUGGAGCUAUUACGCUACUUGCGCAUUGCGGCAAACCAAAAGUGCGCGUUUACUGCUCUUUGCUCAUGUUGCUGUCAGCUUGGCGUUUGUUGAGAAUGGUACGUACUGGAUUUAAUGGUGGAUUUGCGAGGAGUUGCGAUCUACAUUUCAUGUGAUGCUGUCUCUCCACAUUUGGAUUGCGCGGCGCUUUCAAAGUGCACUGGAUGGGGUCCAUGGUGGGUUGGCGUUACCUUGGAGCAAGCAGGCUUGUACCUUAGUUAGCCUACGGAGCACUUAUAGCUACCUUAUUCUAUCAAUUGUGUCCUUGAUCGGACGCUUUAGCGAACAAUGUACUCCCGUAC